AUGGCUUCAACCGACGAAUCGCCCGGUCGGACUCCGGCAAGCCAUGGGGGAACAGGGCCAUGUCAGACGGCCGGAAAACCCAUGACGAUGGGACAGAAAAUAAUCGAGAAAGGAUCGGAGGUGAUGCAGAGCUUCAAGCCAAUAAAGCACAUGAGCCAGCAUGUUUGUACUUUCGCUCUGUACAGUCAUGACUUGGGUCGGCAGCUGGAGACUCAUCACUAUAUCUCCCGUCUCACUGAGGACUUCCUCCAGGCCGCCGUCUACGAUUCUGAUCAACCUAAUGCUCGUCUCCUUGGAGUUGAAUACAUAUUGUCGGAUAGGUUAUAUGAAGGGUUACCAGCGGAGGAGCAAAAGCUUUGGCACUCCCAUGCUUACGAGGUGAAAACAGGACUGUGGAUUCAUCCAGAGCUUCCAGAAAUGGUGGCCAGACCAGAGCUGGAAAGUCUUGCGAAAACCUACGGCAAGUUCUGGUGCACUUGGCAAGUCGACCGAGGUGAUAGGCUGCCAUUGGGAGCACCGGCUUUGAUGAUGUCACCACAGGGAGUGGCGUUAGGAAAAGUGAAGGAGGAACUGGUAGAGAAGAGAGAUCAGAAAUACAACAUAUCAAGAGAAGCUUUGGAGGAGAAGAGAGUGGAAAUAGCAGAACCGGAGUGGAUUAAUCCGCAGGCUGAUUACUGGAAGCAGAAUGGGAAAGGCUUUGCCAUUGACAUUUCGACCGGCUGA
Molecule: messenger RNA, 723 nt
Organism: Carica papaya (papaya)
Lineage: Eukaryota; Viridiplantae; Streptophyta; Magnoliopsida; Brassicales; Caricaceae
Product: histone acetyltransferase (DUF1264)
Source: RefSeq, a predicted model, not a curated record